This is a messenger RNA of Thalassophryne amazonica, 2060 nucleotides long. Its product is annotated as sodium-dependent neutral amino acid transporter B(0)AT1-like. Gene Ontology annotation, biological process: sodium ion transmembrane transport. The transcript has 12 exons. Bases 156 to 2060 code for a protein of 634 amino acids. The record is from RefSeq and is a predicted model, not a curated record. Gene Ontology annotation, cellular component: membrane. NCBI's taxonomy places the organism in Eukaryota, Metazoa, Chordata, Actinopteri, Batrachoidiformes, Batrachoididae.
CCCUUUCUCGUGCACGCAGUCGUGGAAAAGGUGUCGAAGAGACAGUCCACAGAGACCACACUGCAUGAGCAAGGACGGAAUCCUCUCCAGAAACUGUUUAACAAGAAGGAAUCCAGGCUUUUGAAACAUCUGUGACAAAUUCACGAGGUACCAAAAUGAAGCUGAAAUUUCCAAACCCUGGAUUGGAUAACCGGAUCCCUUCUCAUGCCGACUUGGAGAGGAUGGAGAAGGAAGAAGCUGGGGACAGGCCAAAAUGGGACAACAAAGCCCAGUACCUGCUCACCUGUGUGGGGUUCUGUGUGGGACUCGGGAAUGUCUGGAGGUUCCCGUACUUGUGUCAGAGCCAUGGAGGAGGAGCAUUUAUGAUCCCAUUCCUCAUUCUUCUGGUCCUGGAGGGAAUCCCACUGCUCCACCUGGAGUUUGCCGUCGGGCAGCGCCUGAGAAAGGGCAGCGUGGGGGUGUGGAGGUCCAUCAGCCCGUAUCUGACUGGUGUCGGUAUUGCAUCCAUGUUUGUGUCAUUACUGGUGGGUUUAUACUACAACACCAUCAUGGCCUGGAUCAUGUGGUACCUCUUCAACUCCUUCCAGGAUCCCCUUCCGUGGAGUCAGUGCCCCCUCAAUGCAAACAAGACAGGCCUGGUGGAAGAGUGUGCACGGAGCACCAGUGUUGACUACUUCUGGUACAGAGAGACUCUGAACACAUCAACGGCCAUCGAUAUAGCUGGAGGUCUGCAGUGGUGGAUGGUAGUCACUCUUGUGGCUGCCUGGACUGUGCUCUACGUCUGCUGCAUCCGAGGGAUCGAGACCACCGGCAAGGCGGUGUACAUUACGUCCACCCUGCCAUACUUGGUCCUCACAGUCUUCCUCAUCAGAGGACUGACUCUCAAAGGCUCCGUAGAGGGAAUCAAGUUCCUCUUUACCCCUGAUGUGAACAAGUUAAUGGAUCCAGAGACAUGGUUGGAUGCAGGAGCUCAGGUUUUCUACUCCUUCUCCUUGGCGUUUGGAGGUCUCAUUUCCUUCUCUAGUUACAACUCCAUACACAACAACUGUGAGCAAGAUGCAGUUCUCAUCUCCAUCAUCAACGGCUGCACGUCAGUCUACUCCGCCACGGUCAUCUACUCCAUCAUCGGCUUCAGGGCCACGCAGAAAUAUGACGACUGCAUUGAAGGCAACUUCUUGAAGCUGACAAAUGCAUUUGAUUAUCCUGAAAACAACAUUACGGGGAGCAACUAUGAUGAGGUCCUGAAAAUUCUCAACCAGACAAAUCAAGAAGUGAUCAAGGGGCUGGAUUUGCAGGAAUGCAAAAUGCAUGAUUUCCUCAGUCAGGGUGUGGAGGGGACAGGUUUGGCCUUCAUCGUGUUCACAGAGGCCAUCAUUAAAAUGCCCAUUUCCCCUCUGUGGGCCGUCCUCUUCUUCAUCAUGCUCUUCUGCCUCGGCCUUUCCACCAUGUUUGGCAACAUCGAGGGUGUGGUGGUCCCAUUGCAGGAUCUGAAAGUACUGCCGAAAACGUGGCCCAAAGAAGUUAUGUGCGGUAUGACAUGUGCAAUCUCCUGUGUCGUUGCGCUGAUAUUUACCCUUCGCUCUGGAAAUUACUGGCUCGCUCUUUUUGACGAAUUUGCCGGCUCCAUCCCUCUUCUGGUCAUUGGUUUUGUUGAAAUGAUUGCCGUCGUCUACAUUUAUGGCAUAGACAGGUUUAACAAGGACCUGGAGUUUAUGUUUGGCCACAAGCCAAACAUUUUCUGGCAAAUUACGUGGAGAGUGCUCAGUCCGCUCAUUAUGAUUUUCAUCCUGGUUUUCUACUUUGUAACCCAAGUAACCAAGAAUCUCACCUAUUUGGUUUGGGAUGAGGAGGCGGAGGAGUUCCCCGUACUCGCGGUACGUCCGUAUCCUCCCUGGGUCUACAUCAUCGUCUUCCUCCUGGCCGGAGUUCCCAGUUUAUCCAUCCCAGCGGUCGCCCUCUUCAAAGCCAUCCAGAAAAAGUGUUGCAAGCAGGAUGACAAGGAAGAACUAAUCGAAACAGUCUCUGCUCAAAUACAAAUGAAUAGUAGCAUGAAGUUCUAG